Exophiala xenobiotica is the source of this 2331-nucleotide messenger RNA. RefSeq lists its product as uncharacterized. The record is from RefSeq and is a predicted model, not a curated record. The coding region runs from base 73 to 1968 and encodes 631 amino acids. Gene Ontology annotation, molecular function: actin binding. The transcript is spliced from 2 exons. Lineage: Eukaryota; Fungi; Ascomycota; Eurotiomycetes; Chaetothyriales; Herpotrichiellaceae.
CCCGGCCUCACUUCAACACCUGUUUUGUAUCACUACCAUAUCAUUCGUCUUCAUACGUCGGCGUCCUCCACCAUGCCUUCCAUACUGGGUGAAGGCGAAAAGGAGAUCGUCAAGAGAGCCAUCCCCAAGGCUGCCAACAAGAUCCAAGCUGUCGCUGUCGCUCGACUCUAUAUUGCGCUCCCAGGCCGAAACCGAUGGACCUAUACAGGCCUUCAAGGCGCCGCCGUCCUCUGCAACGACCUCGUCGGGAACACUUUCUGGAUCAAGUUGGUCGACAUCUCUCCCGCAAACAGAGGCGUAAUUUGGGAUCAAGAAAUCUACGACACCUUCCAAUAUAACCAAGACCGAACCUUUUUCCAUUCCUUCGAACUCGAACAAUGCUUGGCCGGCCUGUCGUUUGUCGACGAGAAAGAGGCGAGGACUUUCAAGAAGAAGAUGGAUGAGCGGGAAAAGAACGCCAGCAAGCACACAAAAGCACAACCUUUCGCUUCCACUGCAGGUGGUGGCCAGCUCUAUGUACCAGGCUCGUCUCAUAAACACCACAGCCGAGUCGGUAACUUUCUCCGAGGCCACAGGCACAGUUCCAAUCCUAUCCCUCAGGCGCAACCUCAAUCCAUUGUACCGCAGCCUAUGUACAGCCCAGCCUCUACAAGCCGUCCCCAGAGCAGUGCAGGAGGUAUUGAUCUGGCGGAUCCAACAUGGCGACCCAUUCUUGACGAGCUGAUCCAGAUGGGUAUUACUGAGGACCAGAUUGCUUCCAAUGCAGACUUCAUCAAGAACUACGUCCAGCAAAAGCAAGCAGAGGAAAUGGCGAACGGUAUCGCUCAGGCCUUGCCAACAGCCACAGACUCAAGGUCUAGGGGGCCACCACCGCCUCCGCCGUCUGCACCACCUUCGAGAAUAAGUCCAGAGAAUACAGGUACGACUUCAUCGAGCCGACGUGGUCCUCCCCCAGCUCCACCGCCAUCGCGAAGGCCGGUUGGCGGCAGGGCAUCGUCACCCCCUCGAUCACCAUCGCCUCCUCCGCGAACACCAUCUCCUGCAGCUAGUCCGCAACCACGUUUCCGUGCGCCUCCACCCAUCGCAGACGCGGGCAAAUACGCGGUGAAAGAAGGCCCAGCCCUGCACCCUUCAGGACGAGCUCGAGCCUCCUCAGGCUCUUUGGCAAACCCAGGUCCCCCACCACCGCCUCGUCCGCCAAAGACACCCAUUGACGAGGAGCCACAGGGGAUGUUCAGGGUCCCGCCUCCGUUCGUGGGCGACCGCAAGUCUUCAGCUCCACCACCACCACCUCCUAGUCGUGGUCCUGUGCCCCCUCCGCCACCGAGUCGAGAUACUUCCACGCCUCACGUCAUGCCGCCUCCAUUACCGCCCAAAGCAUCGGGACCACCAGCCUCACCAGCUGCAUUUUCUCCCCCUCCGCCUCCCCCUCCGCCAGCUCGCGGCGGUGCUCCUCCCCUUCCUCCUCCAAAUACUCGAGCUGUUCCUCCUCCACCAACAUCAGGCGGGCCACCUCCACCGCCGCCCAUGCCUUCGUUCUCAGGUCCGCCACCACCGCCGCCGCCCAUGCCCUCAUCGUCCGGACCACCUCCACCACCACCAAUGCCUUCAUCCGGUGGCCCACCACCUCCUCCACCAAUGCCAGGCGCCAGCUCCGGUCCACCUCCACCGCCUCUUGCACCGACCGGCGGCGGUGGUGGUCGUGACGACCUUCUCGCAGCGAUUCGCGGGACCGGUGGCGGCGGUCUCCGGAAAGUCAGAGACAGCGAAAAACGAGACAGAUCAUCUGCCAUGGUUCCAGGCUCAGAAUCGACUGCGCCUGCACCGCCGGGAGGAGCGCCGGGAAGCCCAGCUAGCGCUGCGGAUGCACAGGGUGGUCUUGCUGGUGCGUUGGCUGCAGCUUUGAGUCAGAGGAAGAAGAAAGUUAGCGGGAGUGAUGACGAAAAGGACGAUGAUGACGACUGGUGAUGUUUAUAAUCAGUUUGAUACCUGCAUCAUGCUGUUGGGUAUCGUGGGAAUAGAUUCCUCAAAAGUAACUUGGUGGUUCCGAAAAGUUGAUGUCCCGAGGGAAGUCGAUAGCCGCGAACGGUCGUGAAAUGGUACAACCAAUCUCGGCAAUGGACAUAGACGAGUGAAACGGAGGAUGAGGUUGAGUACGUCGGUGAUGUAGCGUUGAGCGGAAUAGCGAAUCUACAAGUCAAUACUAGAUAGUAUUACAUGCCAAUCCUUGCUACAUGGUUCCGAAGCGACUCGGAAAAUCGGAAUUCGUCAAACAAGCGACUAGCAUACUACGUAGCUCUAGAAAAUGCACAAGCGCCGAUGCGAUGCGAU